Molecule: messenger RNA, 339 nt
Organism: Fusarium graminearum PH-1
Lineage: Eukaryota; Fungi; Ascomycota; Sordariomycetes; Hypocreales; Nectriaceae
Exons: 1
Coding region: 1-339 (112 amino acids)
Source: RefSeq, a predicted model, not a curated record
AUGACCGAAGUCGAAACCGACGUCAUACUUCUAGCUAUAGCCGAAGUCGCAGUCGCAGUCGAAGCCGUGGAAACCAGCACGAUCGUUCGAGACAGCGAUCGUACAGCAGAUCACGGUCCCGUUCACCUUCGAGAUACUACAACAAAGACGUUCAAGAUCGACCGAAUCGUCCUCCCCCAAUUCCUCAACAGCAGCCUCAAGCCCAUUUCCCUCCCAUUCCUCCUCGAGGGGAUUUCCCUCCACUGCCUCCACCACCAGUGGGUUAUCAGGGCCCUUGGCCAGUACCACCGCCUCCUCCGCCCAUGGCACCAGGUUGGUUCCCUCACAAUCCUGCCAUGA